Sesamum indicum (sesame) is the source of this 2068-nucleotide messenger RNA. Its product is annotated as ethanolamine-phosphate cytidylyltransferase. NCBI's taxonomy places the organism in Eukaryota, Viridiplantae, Streptophyta, Magnoliopsida, Lamiales, Pedaliaceae. Gene Ontology annotation, cellular component: cytoplasm. Gene Ontology annotation, molecular function: ethanolamine-phosphate cytidylyltransferase activity. The record is from RefSeq and is a predicted model, not a curated record. Gene Ontology annotation, biological process: phosphatidylethanolamine biosynthetic process.
GCCAGCGAUGUAAAUAUCUCCCAGUCCAUGUGAACUUCUUUCUCCUCUUCAGACGAAUUCCUUUCCUACCAAGCGUUUCUCGCCAAGUAGAGUGGAGAAGGCAUUCAUUGACGGGGUGGGCAUCAACCACUCUCUGCAGUUUUCCGUCUUCUAAAGGUCCCAUCUGUUAUCUUUACAAGAUUGACAUUUGUACAUCUCCUCACAGAAAGAGAAGAGGAGACGCAGACACCAACCAAGAAAAAAGGGUUUGUGUCUCCUCUUAAAUUGAUUGCAAAGGCCUUCUCCAGGGCCUUAGAGAAGAGAAGAAGAGGAAUCAGAUGGAAUUUGAGAGCAGCAGUUGGAUAAAAGAUGGGGUUUAUUUCUACCCGCAUCUGUUUGGUGGUAUAAUGAUUACUUGUGCACUCCUCAGUUUUUCCACUAGCUACUUUGGUAUGAUUAGUGUUCCAACAAUGCCUCACCUUUUUCCUGACUUGAGGGGUUUUCAUAAGAAGAAAUCUGCAAAGAAACGUGUUCGUGUGUAUAUGGAUGGAUGUUUUGAUCUGAUGCACUACGGACAUGCCAAUGCAUUGAGACAAGCAAAGGCACUGGGAGAUGAAUUGGUUGUUGGAGUUGUAAGUGAUGAAGAGAUCAUAUCCAAUAAAGGCCCUCCAGUUUUAUCUAUGCAGGAGAGGCUGGCCCUUGUUAGUGGGUUGAAGUGGGUGGAUGAAGUCAUUCCAAAUGCUCCUUAUGAAAUUACUGAAGAAUUUAUGAAUCGACUUUUCAAGGAGCAUAAGAUUGACUACAUUAUACAUGGUGAUGAUCCAUGCCUUCUUCCUGAUGGAACUGAUGCUUAUGCUCUAGCAAAGAAAGUUGGUCGCUACAAGCAGAUCAAACGCACGGAAGGCGUCUCCAGCACAGAUAUUGUAGGAAGAAUACUUUCCUGUAUUAAGGAUGCUAAAUCUGAGGAAGUAUGCUUGGAAUCAUCUGGUGAAUUUGAUAACUCAAACAACACCCAGCAUAACACAUCUUUUACUAAUGGUGGCCAUAUAUCUCAUUUCCUACCUACUUCCAGACGAAUUGUGCAAUUUUCAAAUGGCAAGGGGCCUGGACCAAAUUCUCGUGUUGUUUACAUUGAUGGGGUAUUUGAUCUUUUUCAUGCUGGGCACGUGGAGAUUCUAAAGAGAGCCAGACAACUUGGAGAUUUUCUUCUUGUCGGUAUUUACGCUGAUCAGACUGUUAGUGAGCUCCGUGGGAACCAUUUCCCUCUAAUGAAUCUCCAUGAGCGUAGCCUUAGCGUACUGGCAUGCCGUUAUGUUGAUGAGGUUAUUAUUGGUGCACCCUGGGAAGUUACUAAAGAUAUGAUUACAACUUUCAACAUAUCUUUGGUCGUGCAUGGGACGAUUGCAGAGAAAAAUCCUCUGUUGAAUGGCGAGUCAGACCCCUAUGUGGUUCCGAAGAGUAUGGGAAUUUUCCAAAUGCUUGAGAGCCCAGAAGAUAUCACUACAACUUCCAUAGCCGAAAGGAUUAUUGCCAACCACGAGAUUUAUCUGAAACGAAAUGCCAAGAAAGAAGCAAGCGAAAAGAAAUAUUAUGCCGAGAAGAAAUAUGUAGCUGUGGACUGAAGGCACCUGAAAAAGAAUUGCAAUUAACAAAAUUUGAGAUAUAUCUCUCCUCUCAAGGUGACUGACAUGAUCUAAGAGAAGCUACAUUGCAGUAAUUUUGUUCUUUGAAAUCUAUGAAGGCCAAAAUGGCAAAAUACAAAAACACAAGCUAGGCCGGUGAUUUGAUUUAGCGGUCUGCUUCGGGUAUCUAUUAAAUUAUUGAUAAUUAGUUAUAGAGUUAAUCUUUUAGAAGUUUUUACCAUAGUUAUUGUAAAUUGGCCGAUAUCACUUGAUUACUCAUGCCAUGGCGCACUUCUUGCUUUCAUUCGUAUGUAUGCCUCAGUCUUAGAACUGGAGCGGAUCGCCAUCGAGGUUUUUACACCUUGUAUGUUUGUUUGUUGUUGUUGAUGUAAGCUUGAAAUUCAUUCUAGCUUUUAGGAAACUUGUUUGACUUCGUUUUGUUUUUUAAUUAAAUAUACAAUUUUUGA